AUGCGACCAAAAAAGGGUUUUUUCAUUAUCGGUGUAUCAUUCCUUGCUGCGAUCAUAGCCGGGGCAAUCACAACAAUGCCGGCACUGUUAACAGGCUUGUUGAUUGGCAGUAUACAAGACGGCUGGUCUGGGGGUUCAUCCCAAGACAGGUCCAAUAGCGAAUUGACGCGCUUCACAAUUUACUUCGUGUAUCUUUUUCUGGGCGAGAUGGUGUCAUGCUACAUUGCCAAUAUCGGAUUCAUCCGUACUGUCAAAACAUUGCCUUCUUUGACAAUAUCGGAGCUGGAGAAAUAUCAACUCAUAUCACCGCCAGACGCAGAUUUAAUUCGAGAUGUCAGUGUUGCCGUACAGUGCUCUGCAUCGGUUAUCGCCGCUUCUGUCAUAGGUUUUAUGCGAGACUGGAGGUGGACGCUCACCUUGGCCUCUAGUAUCGUAUGCAUCACCCUUGUAUUUGCCGCCGGCGGUAUAUUGCUCACGAAACAUCGCCAGCAAUGGUUGGGGGAGACCGAAGCAUCUGGUAGCAUUGUCCAAGAGGUGUUUUCAUCCAUUAGAAUGGUCAUGGGGCUCAAUGCGCAAUCCGAGCGUGUGGCCCGAUACGAUAGCUGUCUAGCUAAAGCAGAACGUGCCCUUCUUGGUGCUGUCUUUGCCGUUAUUUACUUGGCUAUCAAGUUAAGAUUCUAA
Penicillium hordei is the source of this 681-nucleotide messenger RNA. Its product is annotated as ABC transporter. Bases 1 to 681 code for a protein of 226 amino acids. Gene Ontology annotation, cellular component: membrane. Gene Ontology annotation, biological process: transmembrane transport. The record is from RefSeq and is a predicted model, not a curated record. Gene Ontology annotation, molecular function: ATP binding; ABC-type transporter activity. The transcript has 4 exons. NCBI's taxonomy places the organism in Eukaryota, Fungi, Ascomycota, Eurotiomycetes, Eurotiales, Aspergillaceae.